AUGGGACCAGGUCUUCAGCUGAAUAGCACAGAAGACUCUAAAGCCACCUGUCUGUUUCCUGAGGCAGUUGUCACAGUGCUGCUGCAGUCAAACAGAAACAUGGCUGUAUCUUCAACAGAAAGAUUCUCCUUUGGUAGUCACAGCAGCCACCCUAGAGCUGAGCAGACAACUUGUGGUCCUUUUGUAGAGAUAAUUGAAGACUUAUUUCUCAAACAACUGAAACGUGACUUUCCCAGUGCUGUGGUUCUUAGUACUGAUGACUUCUUUAUCGAAAAUGGUGUCUAUGUGUUUGAGCCUGACUUGCUAGAGGACGCGCACAAAUGGAACCAAAAGAGAGCACGCAAAGCAAUGAAGAAUGGGAAAAGCCCGGUUAUUAUUGACAAUACCAACAUCCAUGCUUGGGAAAUGAAGCCCUAUGUGAUGAUGGCACGUGAAAAUAGAUAUGAAGUUGCAUUCCAAGAACCAGAUACACCCUGGAAGUUCAAUGUUCGGGAGCUGACGAGAAGAAACACUCAUCACGUCCCUCGAGAAAAGAUACAACGGAUGAAAGAACAGUAUGAGCACAACGUCACUUUCCACAGUGUUCUUCAGUCUGAAAAACCAAGCAGAGAUGAGAGAAGCUCUAGUGGACCAAAUGCAGCUUAUAGCACGGGUGCCUGUUCCAACCACCCUGCAGCCUUCUCAAACAGACGACCUCGCAGGGCACAUCCAAACGUGUCGUUUCAAUGA
This is a messenger RNA of Chaetura pelagica (chimney swift), 729 nucleotides long. It is a transcript of the gene N4BP2L1, whose product is annotated as NEDD4 binding protein 2-like 1. The coding region runs from base 1 to 729 and encodes 242 amino acids. The record is from RefSeq and is a predicted model, not a curated record. The transcript has 6 exons. Lineage: Eukaryota; Metazoa; Chordata; Aves; Apodiformes; Apodidae.